This is a messenger RNA of Purpureocillium takamizusanense, 4002 nucleotides long. RefSeq lists its product as uncharacterized. Lineage: Eukaryota; Fungi; Ascomycota; Sordariomycetes; Hypocreales; Ophiocordycipitaceae. The record is from RefSeq and is a predicted model, not a curated record. Gene Ontology annotation, biological process: regulation of transcription by RNA polymerase II. Gene Ontology annotation, molecular function: RNA polymerase II cis-regulatory region sequence-specific DNA binding; DNA-binding transcription activator activity, RNA polymerase II-specific. The transcript has 3 exons. The coding region runs from base 1180 to 3522 and encodes 780 amino acids. Gene Ontology annotation, cellular component: nucleus.
GCCUUUUUAAGAGCCGUCCCGUCGUCGUCGGCCAUCCUUCUCCCCACUCCCCACAGCGCCCGCUCCGCUCUUGGCCCUUGUAGGUCACGCCCUAUAGUACUGCCUACCUUGGUGCGCUCGCCGCCCCCCGAUUCCCAGCCCUUGGAGUACAGCAAAGAAGCGACGUGGAUAGAGCCCUGCUCACCCCGGCCUUGCGUAAAGCUCUCUACGCCCCAGCCUCGACAAAACAUCUGCGGACCAAGACGCCUUCGUUUUGACCUGCAGACCGUGAGCUGUCCGCGAGUGGGUGCUGAGUGCCUGGCUGCAGCUACGACGACCUGUCCGGCCGCCAGAUUAGUCGUGCAGUGCGGCGUGCCGUUGCCCAGAUUCAGCCCUCGACACUACUUAUUCACUACCUACCUAGCCUCACCAUACCUAAGGCAUCUUAACCAGCCUGCCUGCCUGCCUGCCUUACCUCGCCCAGGGCCCAAGAGGUCGAUUACAGCGCAUUGUGUCGUGUGCGAUACGACCAGCCGCAAGCCAUCGCGACGGACGCCCUCUCUCUCACCCUCGACAUUUUCCGCCGCGGCUCGACGCGUUCACACCCCCCCGGGCCUCGUCUGAUCCCUUACCCUGGGCUCCCGCUCGUCGCAUCGAAUCGACCAUACCAUACCUAGCACCCGAGCCACGGCGAGCCACCAGGUCCAGGUCCACUGGAGACCCAGGCCUCCUGGUGCAACCUUCAAAUCGGCACCAUCGCCCACCCCCGUCCACCCGCCCUGGUCCGUCUGUCCUUCGCUUCAACCUUACAAGCAGCCCCCACUUGCUCGACCUCCGACAUCCUCUCCCACCGCCAAGCCUCAGCUUCUUUUCUACCUUCCUCUAGCUUCCUCCUUUCAUCAACAACCGUCGCUCGUUUCUUCCUUCCGUCGUCUCGACUGUUGCUGGCCUUUUCUUCUUCCUGAUUUCCCUCGUAACUGCCGUGGACCGCCCCAAACUCUUGCGCCCGCCUGCCUCCUGCCAACCACGGCCUUGUCCAUGGGACUCUUCGACACCGCCUAAACAAGUCAUCGCGACUGCAGAAGCAGCACUUCCGCCUCUGCACUGAGACCUACACGUGACGGCGACGGGUUCGCCAACCGCUUGCAAGACCCGAACAGACCUGCCGUCUCGACGGCCUCGCCCUCGUCUGGUGCUACCAUGUUUCGUCAACGGACAAGCUCACAGAAGCCAGCUGAUGGCCUCCUGGCCGACUUCCGACAGCAGUUCCCUCAGGUUGGCCCUGUUAGCACUGAGGCCCCUGCGCCGAGUAUCUCCCAAACGAGCGUAGCGGACCAGCCCAUACUCAUCACCGCUCCAGAUCACGUCGACAGCGCUGCCCAAAAUGUUGACCAUGAGCCCUUCAGGGAUCAAGACCCGACACCACGUGCCUCCCACGAGCCGUGGCGAUUUACGCCGUCGCUGCUUGACCCAAUUUCGUACGCCUUCAACUCCUUCGCCAACGCGCCUCCGGGCUACUACACGCCAACCCCCGGGGGCAACAACACCUUGUUCCAUCCUCAAGCUGGUGACCUGCACACCCCAACGCUAGUCAUGGCUCAAGGCCUCGGGACACCCUUAUCCAUGCCGACAUCGGGAGACGGCCUCCAGUCUGGUGUCACUACUAUGGACAUGUCGGGCUUCCAAAAUCUCCAGCCACAUCAGUUCCACCACUUUAAUCCGUUCAUCCAGGCACCUCCGCCACAACCAGGCUUCGCCCCUUCGUCCUUCGUCCAUCAGGAUACGGGCUACGAGACGAUGGAACAGGAUGCUUCUCCUAAAUCUGACCCUUCUGACAGUAGGAUGCAGUCUAUGGCGACGGUAGUCAACCCGCAGAAGUUUUCGACGGUUCCUAUGGGCCAGCCGCUACCAGCCUCAGCCGAGAAAUUUCGUUUCCACUCUACCUUGAACGCGCCUACCGCCAUGGUUAAACAUGCAGACGAGAUACCGGUGACAUAUUUGAAUAAGGGGCAGGCGUAUUCGCUAUCCAUCGCGGAUACGAGCGGCACCAUCCCUGUUCAACCUGGCACCAAGUACCGUACGUUUGUGCGCAUAUCCUUCGAGGAUGAGGAACAGCGGCAGAAACCAAGUGUGUGCUGGGGGUUGUGGAAAGAGGGACGUGGCACAAAUGAGGCUCACCAAAGAGGCGGCAAGCUUCAAGCCGUUGAAUUUGUUGAAGCGGGCCAGCCCGCUGAUGGAGACGACAAGAGAACUCGCAUCGAGCUCGAAACAUCCUCCUUCGACGGUUUCUCGGUCACUUGGACCCCUGGCAUCAACGGGGCUCCCGAGGCUAAUAUUGCUGUACGAUUCAAUUUCCUCUCGACCGACUUCAGCCACUCCAAGGGCGUCAAGGGGAUUCCAGUUAGGCUUUGCGCCAAAACUACUCUCGUCUCCCCCAGUCCCGCUCCCGAAACCUCCCCCGAGAUUUGUUUCUGCAAAGUCAAGCUUUUCCGCGAUCAUGGAGCCGAGAGAAAGCUGUCAAACGACGUUGCGCACGUGAAGAAGUCAAUCGACAAGUUGAAGCAGCAGCUUUCUCAGCUCGAGAGUGGCAUGAAGGACUUUGGCAAGAGAAAGAGACAUAGUGGGCCGGCUAAAGGGGCUGAUCCUCAACGUCCCGGAAAGGUUCCCAAGCACAAGAGAACAUGGUCCAUGUCCUCUGCGAGCUCGGCUGGGGGUGGUGGGGCGCGCAUGACCAUGGAAGAGGACUUACAUUUCAAGUUGCAAACUCUUCAAGAUAUGUUUACAAGCACUCGACCGGUUAGCGUCCUUUAUCUCCGAGGCGACGAGCUGGACGACCCAGACAUGCAUCCAGUGGCACUCCCCGGCGACAUGUCACCACCGAACAGGACCGACGGAGCAAAAGACGGGUCCAACUGGCAGCCCCGAAGCACACAGAGUUCUGUCACGGGCUCAAUGGUCUCACCGUCGCCGAGCUCCUUAUCUCUUGCAUCACAAGCUUCGGCAUUAGGACCCGGUGGGGUCUGGCAAAACAUGGAUUCGGCCACCACCGGAGAAGUUUUGCGCAAGGGGCCCGAACAGCCACACAAGAUUGCGAAGACAGACGACGAUGGGACCUUGAGCGGAUGGAUUGAAGCAUUGGGGGUCGAUACGACAUAUCGACCUCCGACAGAGCGAGGCGAGAAGCCAGUAGCAUGCUUUUAUAUCCUCCGGGAGACACCGAUGGAACCGGCCUAUCAUAGGGCCAUCUACCUCAUGAAGCGCACACUGGAAGAAUUUAACGGCCGCAUAGCCAACAAAUGGGGCCUGGACGCGUCGAAAAUCGUUCGGACGCUACACGUCAUCCAGGAUGGCCUGGAAGUGGAAGUCGAUGAUGACGUGGUCCGCGAGCUUAAGGAGGGACAGGACAUGAGGCUCGACGUGGAAACCAUGAACCAACAAGCUCCCCCAAAGCGUGAAUGGGAAAUGUCUGUUGACGGACUGGUCGGAGAGGGUGAUGCGAAUUCCACAAGCACUGGUGGGCUUGUUCUUCGACUCAAAUUUUGAUUUAAUCCGACGACACGAAUUCACGGCCGAGAGAAUCGUACAAGCUCCAUGCCCGAGGAGAGGAGCCAGAUGAGGGAAGUGGCUGGUAUCGUUCUGUCUGGCGACGGAUAGGAUGUCGCCGAUGCUACCGUAUACAUGCACGAGGGAAGGAUACCCUGGCGUUGGGUACCGACUGGUUUUUUUUUUUGCUUUUCAUUCAAAGAUACCAAUGCUGGCUCUUUACUUAUUUCAUCGGCAAGGCAACAAUUGGGGAGAGAAUAGGAAAUAUCCAGGGGUGUCUUAGCUGCAGAGGUCUUGGGGGCGCGAGACGCCCGCCAUUUGGCGUUGCAGUGUAACUAAUUGGUAUCCCCAGUUGUUUCUGUGUGUAUAUUUGUGUUGCGAGGCUGAGUGGAUUGGCAGCCCGCGAGUCGGGCGGCGGCUAGGGACGUGUAAGUUACGUUUACAUACAUACACACACACAAACACACACACACACACAUA